AUGCAUGACCGUUCCGCUGAGUCUGUCCGUGCGCUCGAGUUCUAUAGCGGAAUAGGUGGUCUUCAUCUUGCUCUUAAGCGCAGCAAAGUGCCCGGAAUCGUCAUAAAGGCUUUUGACUGGGAUCAGAAUGCCGCCCGAGUCUACGACGCAAAUCACGGCCCUUCGUUAACUGCAAAGACAGACAUUUCGGAUUUGACCGCCUCCUUCCUGGCUCCUUACCGCGCAAAUUUAUGGAUCCUUUCGCCUGCAUGCCAGCCGUAUACAGUUCUGAAUCCUGAUGCGAAAGGAAUCCUGGAUCCCCGGGCAAAAUCUUUUUUGCAUCUUGUACAAGAUGUGCUCCCUGAGCUUGUCUCUAUGGGUGCACAUCCGACUCACUUUCUGGUGGAGAAUGUUGGAGGGUUUGAGGGAUCGCCAACACGUCGAGUACUUCUUUCGCAGCUACACACGUUAGGUUACACCACUGCCGAAUUUCUACUCACCCCCCUUCAAUUCGGCAUACCCAACUCGAGACUUCGUUACUACCUUCUAGCCAAAACUGCACCAUUUUCUUUUCCUUACAUUCAGGCAGGCGAGACUUAUCAAUACAUUCCACAUGGCAACGAGCAAUAUGAUGAAGUUUCCUCUACAUGGCUAGAUCCUCGGAUGAACCCCAUAGCAGACUCGGAGUUGGUCGACGUGAACAUUAGAGAUAUUCAACAUUAUCUAGAUAAUGAAGACGGCUCUUCUCUAUAUCUUGGUGCGCAUGCUGUAUCGGACAGAGUUCUUGAGAAGUGGGGCAGACUCUUUGACAUCGCUAUUCCGUCUUCUAAGCGUACUUGCUGUUUUACUCGAGGCUAUACCCAUCUCGUAGAGCGCUCUGGCUCUAUCAUACAAAUGAAUCCCGAACUUAAUACCAAGAAGACAUUCGACACCUUUCUUGCAGCUCAAGCUUCCGGUCAGCAAGAUGCCGUUUCUAUCCUGCACCCUCUUCGUCUGCGCUAUUUCACACCUUCAGAACUGCUUCGCAUCUUUCACUUUAAUCUCCCGUCAAACCCAGUUGGGAAAGACAGAGAAACAUCACUAUCAACUAUUCAUUCGACAGAUGAAACAGACGAAAAGACUGAAAAUGCUGCGUCAAUCACGGUGAACGGAAGCCAGAACGACGAUCACAAUGGUAGUACUUUCACUGACAAGUUUUUCUGGCCUGAAAGUAUAUCUACCAAGACGAAGUACCGCUUAAUCGGCAACAGUGUUAACGUUCAUGUAGUUACUGAACUAAUCAAUUUCUUGUACGAAGAUCGAUUAUAGUCAAAACAAAUUCACUAAUUCUUUUCGUCUUUUUCGUCGUUCCCCAUAACCUACAUACCAUGCUAGAUUGUUCUACCCCAACUUGAUCAUGCAAGUAACGGGGAACGGCAAGACAUCUAAUUGUUGAUAUCAAGAUUGACAACAAGCGCUUGAUCAUGAU
This is a messenger RNA of Lentinula edodes (shiitake mushroom), 1447 nucleotides long. RefSeq names its product S-adenosyl-L-methionine-dependent methyltransferase. The transcript is spliced from 6 exons. NCBI's taxonomy places the organism in Eukaryota, Fungi, Basidiomycota, Agaricomycetes, Agaricales, Omphalotaceae. Bases 1 to 1287 code for a protein of 428 amino acids. Gene Ontology annotation, molecular function: methyltransferase activity. The record is from RefSeq and is a predicted model, not a curated record.